Molecule: messenger RNA, 4340 nt
Organism: Striga asiatica
Lineage: Eukaryota; Viridiplantae; Streptophyta; Magnoliopsida; Lamiales; Orobanchaceae
Source: the annotation of a GenBank genome assembly
AAAGAAAACCACAUUAAUUCUUGCUAUAGAAAAAUAUUUUUACAAACAACACCAUGAUAGCCCCUUUAGCAAUAAUAAUAAUCUAUGCUUUCCUAGCAAUAAUACUCUCCUCAAUCCUUUUAGCCCUUGCUUACAAAUUGUGGUGGGCCCCACUCCAUAUCCAACACAAACUUGGGUCCCAAGGCAUCAAAGGCCCCUCUUACAAGUUCUUGCAUGGCUCCACAAAAGAGCUCAUGAGUAUCAAGAAAAUGCAGAGCUCCAAAAAACCGGUCGAUUUAUCGUCACACGAUAUUUUUCCGACCAUCUUGCCUCAUUUCUACACGUGGAUGAAAUUAUACGCAAUGAUUGAUAGUGUUGAAGCUAUGUUGGAUAAUUGGAAAAAUUACGAGGGCAAAGAAAUCGACGUUUGCAGUGAUUUUAAGGUUCUUACAUCAGAAGUGAUUUCAAGGUCGGCUUUUGGAAGCAGUUAUGUUGAAGGGAGAAAGAUAUUCGAAAUGCUCUCGGAUUUGUACGUCUUGAUUUCUAGAAACAUGCACACGGUCAGAUUCUUCGGCAUCGGAAAGCUUUUGAGAACAGAGGACGAAAUCGAAGCCGACAAAAUCGAGAAGUUUCUCCACGACUCCAUCAUGGGAAUCGUAAAGAAAAGACAAGACGACGUAAAAACUAACCGAGCCCUCAAUUUUGGGAACGAUUUUCUCGGUUCACUAUUAAAAUCCCACCACGAAUUGAACCCCAAAAAACAGAUAUCGGCUGCUGAAAUCGUCGACGAAUGCAAGACAUUCUAUUUCGCCGGCCAAGAAACGACCACCGGUUUACUGUUGUGGAGUAUUCUUCUCCUUGCAAUCCACACCGAAUGGCAAGAAAAAGCAAGAAACGAGGUAAACAUGAUACUACUCGAAACAAUGAGGCUAUACAGUCCUGCAACCAGCAUGAGUCGAAUGACAAAACGAAAGGUCAAAUUGGGAAAAUACGAACUUCCAGCAAACGUGGAAUUGCACAUUCUACUUCAUGCAGUGCACAGAAACCCAAAAAUAUGGGGACACAACGCGCAUCUUUUCAGACCAGAAAGAUUUUCUGAGGGUUUAGCUAAAGCGACCAACGGUAAUGCGACAGCCUUCCUAGGAUUCGGGUUUGGACCUCGGUUUUGUGUUGGUAUGAAUUUUGCGAACAAUGAGGCCAAAAUAGCGUUGUCGAUGAUUCUCCAACGGUACAAGUUCACGCUCUCGGGAAAUUACGUGCACUCGCCUUAUGUACUUCUCACAACUCAACCACAACAUGGAAACAACUCCAACCGUCUUCUAUCUCACACUCUUGCAAGAAAUUUUGCCACCAUGAUUGCCCUUCUUCCAGCAAUCUCUGUCUUCCUUGCAAUAUUACUAGUAAUUCCCUUAUUAACAGCAGCUUACAAAUUAUGGUGGGCCCCACUUCAUCUCCAACACAAGAUGAGGUCCCAAGGGAUAAGAGGACCUUCUUACAAGAUCUUCCAUGGCACCUCAAAGGAGCUCAUCAAAUUCAAGAAUCAAACAAACAAAGCCCCCAUGGAUUAUUCGACUCAUGAUAUUUUCCCAAUAAUCCAGCCUCAUUUGUAUUCUUGGAUGAAAUUAUAUGGGAACAAUUUUGUCCACUGGAUGGGUACUCAGCCUUAUUUAGUUGUUACUGAGCCUGAUUUGAUUAAAGAAAUUCUGAGCAACAGAGAAAAUUUUUAUCCGAAACCCAAAAUAAAAGGUUACUUGACGAAAUUGUUGGGAGAUGGGAUUGUUAGGGCAGAAGGUGAAAAAUGGUUAAAGCUUAGGAAAUUGGCUAAUCAUGCUUUCCAUGGAGAGUGUCUCAAGGAUAUGGUUCCAGCCAAGAUUGCUAGUGUUGAAGCUAUGUUGGAUAACUGGAAAAAUUACGAGGGAAAAGAAAUCGAGGUUUGCAGUGAAUUUAAGGUUCUUACAUCAGAAGUGAUUUCAAGGACAGCUUUUGGAAGCAGUUAUGUUGAAGGGAGAAAGAUAUUCAAUCUGCUCAGGGAUUUGGGCGUUUUGAUUUCAAAAAACGCGUAUAACAUCAGAUUUUUUGGCACUGAAAAGUUUGUAAGAACACAUGACGACAUUGAAGCCGACAGAGUCGAGAAGCUACUUCACGACUCAAUCAUGGAAAUCGUGAAGAAGAGACAGGACGAAGUGAAAACGGGCGGGGCCCACAAUUUCGGGAAUGAUUUUCUUGGGUCGCUCUUGAAAUCUCACGACGAUAUGGGCUUGGGAGGCCCGAUAUCGGCUGCUGAAAUAAUCGACGAAUGUAAAACGUUCUAUUUUGCCGGGCAAGAAACGAGUUACAGUUUAUUGUCGUGGAGUGUUCUGCUUCUUGCGAUCCAGACGGACUGGCAAGAGAAAGCGAGAAAUGAGGUGAUCGAGCUUUUCGGACGGGAAAGUCCAAACUCGGAAGGCCUUGCCAGAUUGAAGAUAGUGAACAUGAUUAUAUACGAAACGUUGAGGCUAUACAGUCCAGUGACGAUUAUCACUCGGAGGACGGACAAAAAGGUCAAAUUAGGUAAAUACGAAAUUCCGCCUAACGUAAUCCUUUCGAUUGCACCUCUUGCUCUGCAUAGAAACCCGGAAUUAUGGGGGCAAGAGGCUCAUUUUUUUAGGCCCGAGAGAUUUUCCGAGGGUUUAGCUAAAGCAACCAACGGCAAUGCGACAGCCUUUCUAGGAUUCGGUUUUGGACCUCGGAUUUGUGUUGGUAUGAAUUUCGCGAGUAAUGAGGCCAAAAUAGCGCUGUCGAUGAUUCUCCAACGCUAUAAGUUUACGCUCUCGGCAAAUUAUGUGCACUCGCCUGAUAUAUUUCUCACAACUCAGCCACAACAUGGAGUUAAGAUUUUGCUACAACCUUUAAAUUUUGCAACAAUGAUUGCCCUUCUAGCAAUCUUUGUCUUCCUUGCAAUAUUACUACUAAUUCCCUUAUUAACAGCAGCUUACAAAUUAUGGUGGACCCCACUUCAUCUCCAACAUAAGAUGAUGUCCCAAGGGAUCAGAGGACCCUCUUACAAGUUCUUCCAUGGAAGCUCAAAAGAGCUCAUCAAAUUCAAUAAUCAAACAAACAAAGCCCCCAUGAAUUAUUUGACUCAUGAUAUUUUCCCAAUAAUCCAGCCUCACUUGUAUUCUUGGAUGAAAUUAUAUGGGAACAAUUUUGUCCACUGGAUGGGUACUCAGCCUUAUUUAGUUGUUACUGAGCUUGAUUUGAUUAAAGAAAUUCUUAUCAACAGAGAGAGUUUUUAUCCAAAGACCAAACUAAAAGGUUACUUGAAGAAACUGUUGGGAGAUGGGAUUGUUAUGGCAGAAGGUGAAAAAUGGUUUAAGCUUAGGAAAUUGGCUAAUCAUGCUUUCCAUGGAGAGUGUCUCAAGGAUAUGAUUCCAGCCAUGAUUGCUAGUGUUGAAGCUAUGUUGGAUAAUUGGAAAAAUUACGAGGGCAAAGAAAUCGAUGUUUGCAGUGAUUUUAAGGUUCUUACAUCAGAAGUGAUUUCAAGGACAGCUUUUGGAAGCAGUUAUGUUGAAGGGAGAAAGAUAUUCAAUCUGCUCAGGGAUUUGUGCACUUUGAUUUCAAAAAACGCGUUUAACAUCAGAUUUUUCGUCACUGAAAAGUUUGUAAGAACAAAGGAAGACAUUGAAGCCGAUCGAGUCGAGAAGCUACUUCACGACUCUAUCAUGGAACUCGUGAACAAGAGACGGGACGAGGUGAAAAUGGGCCGGGCCCAAAAUUUCGGGAAUGAUUUUCUUGGGUCACUCUUGAAAUCUCACGACGAUAUGGGCUUAGGAAGCCCGAUAUCGGCUGCUGAAAUAAUCGACGAAUGUAAAACGUUCUAUUUUGCCGGGCAAGAAACGACUUACAGUUUAUUGUCGUGGAGCGUUAUGUUUCUUGCAAUCCACACGGACUGGCAAGAGAAAGCGAGAAAUGAGGUGCUCGAGCUUUUUGGACUGGAAAAGCCAAAUUCGGAAAGUCUUGCCCGAUUGAAGAUAGUCAAACUAGGAAAAUUCGAAAUUCCGGCUAACGUAAACCUUUCGAUUCCACCUCUUGCUCUGCACAGAAACCCGGAAAUAUGGGGGCAAGACGCUCAUCUUUUCAAACCCGAGAGAUUUUCCGAGGGUUUAGCUAAAGCAACCAAUGGCAAUGCCAUAGCCUUCCUAGGAUUCGGUUUUGGACCUCGGAUUUGUGUUGGUAUGAAUUUCGCGAGUAACGAGGCCAAAAUAGCGUUGUCGAUGAUUCUCCAACGGUACAAGUUUACGCUAUCGGGAAAUUACGUGCACUCGCCUGAUAUAUUCCUCACAACUCAGCCAAAAUAUGGAGUUAAGAUUUUGCUACAACCU